AUGGUCGUGUCGUCUCUGCCCGCCUCCUACGCCUUCGGCCUAGUAGCGGCCGGCAGCGGCGCAGUGGCCGCUGCGGUAGGCGGGCGCGCCGGGGCCGCCAACCUCGCGCGCUGCUGCUCCUCCAGGCUGUCGGCCCUGCCGACACACGGCGUCGGCCAAUCAUCACCGGGCGGCUUCGACCGCUCGCGGAGACUGAGUGCCUUCGGAAUCUUCGCUGCGGGUGAAGGGCGGACGAUAACUGCCGGCCGCCGCAUCAGCAGGCGGAGCAAGGCUGGUCCCCUCCCUUCGUGGACAAGCUCGCCGAGCAGCAGCAGUGCCUUCUACCCUAACGGCGGGAGGAUCCAGGGCGGCGGUGGUGGCCGGGCACGCCGGCGGGGAUUGUGCUCGGCAACGAGCGACGUAGCAGCGGCAAGCGAAGGCGGCGCCGCCACCGCCGCCGCCGGUGCCGCCGUUCCGGGUGCGGUCGCCGAGAAGAAGCCUGCCAAAGCGAACAAGAAAAAGGGCGGCGGCGGCGGGGGGGGGAAGAAAGGGGGCAAGGCGGGCGGGGGGAAGAAGAAGGGGGGUGCCCCGGCAGAGGACACUCCGGUGGCGGAGUUACGCGCGGUUCGUAUCGGGAAGGCGGAGGAGAUACGCGCGGCCGGCGGGAACCCGUACGCCUACAGCUGGGACGUGACCCACUCCAGCAGCGAGCUGCAGAAGCAGUGGGAGGGACUGGAGGCAGGCACCGAGGACGAGGAGGCCGAGGUGUCGGUGGCGGGGCGAAUCAUGGCCCGAAGGGUCUUCGGCAAGCUGGCCUUCUUCAACAUGCAGGACUCGGAAGGGUCUUUCCAGCUGUACAUCGACAAGGGGAGGCUUGGAGACGAGUUUAAGGAUCUCAAGACGUGGACCGAUGCGGGAGACAUCGUUGGCGCCAAGGGUACGGUUAAGCGCACUGAUAAGGGCGAACUCUCGGUGUACGUGAAGAGCUGGGCCAUGCUCUCCAAGAGCGUGCUGCCGCUGCCCGACAAGUUCCACGGCCUCAAGGACACUGAGAAGCGGUACCGACAGAGGCACGUGGACAUGAUGGUCAACCCGGCUGUCCGGGACGUGUUCCGAAUGAGGGCCAAGGUGACAUCCUUCAUUCGACGAUCUCUGGACGACGACGACUUCCUUGAAAUCGAAACCCCCGUGCUGCAGUCCAUUGCCGGCGGGGCGGCGGCCAAGCCGUUCGCCACCCACCACAACGUGUUGGACAUGCCGCUCACCCUUCGCAUCGCCACGGAGCUGCACCUCAAGCGCCUGGUCGUAGGGGGGUUCGACAGAGUGUACGAGUUGGGCCGCAUCUUCCGGAACGAGGGCAUCAGCACGAGGCACAACCCGGAGUUUACCUCGGUAGAGGUAUACCAGGCUUACGCGGACUACCACGACAUGAUGGAGCUCACCGAGAGGCUCGUGGCCGGGGCCGCCUCGGAGGUGCUGGGCACGACCGCUGUGUCGGGAGGGGAAGAGGAGGGGGCUCCGCCGGAUGUGGACCUGAAGGCUCCGUGGAGAAGAGUGACGAUGAACGACCUCGUCAGGGAAAAGAUUGGGCUGGAUUUCGAGGCUCUGGAUAUGUCCGACCCCGCCGCGGCCCUCGCCACAGCCAGGGAGACUGCCCUGAAAGCCGGCGUCCACAAGGCCGCCGGCUUGGAAACCCCGGGUUACAUCUUGAACGAGUGUUUCGAGGAGCUCUGCGAGGCAGACCUGAUCCAGCCAACCAUUGUCAUGGACCACCCCAUCGAGGUGAGCCCGCUCGCGAAGCCUCACCGCACCAAACCCGGAUACACGGAACGGUUCGAGGUGUUCGUGCAGGGCAGGGAGAUGGCCAACGCCUUCAGCGAGCUCACCGACCCCGUCGACCAGCGCAACCGCUUCGAGCUGCAGGCCGCUAAGAAGGCUGCGGGAGACGAGGAAGCUUGCGAUGUUGACGACGAUUUCCUUGAUGCUCUGGAGCGCGGCAUGCCCCCGACGGCUGGGCUCGGGAUUGGCAUUGACCGCCUCAUCAUGCUCUUGGCGGGGGCGACGUCCAUCCGAGACGUGAUCGCGUUCCCCCUGCUGAGAGCUGAGAACAGCGAAGGUGCAGCAGCGGCUGCGGCGGCGGCGGAGAAGGCUUGAUCGUUUUGAUUGCGUUAGCGCUAAGCUCUCGUUGGCGCUGCUGGGGGAUGAUCGACGUGGGACAUGUUACAGCCAAGAGCGGGAAACUGUCGUAUCUACCGUAUCUACCCUACGUCUUGACACAAGCGCACAAGAGGGAACUUGUGUGGUUUAGGCUAUCAUAUCAAGGCUAGAGGCACGAGAUGCACUAAAUAGUUGUCAAGGGAGUUAAGUAACGCCGAUUACAGAAUUUUGCAAUUUUUGUGUUGGGAUGCGUGUAACAUCUGAGCAUUUUUUUUCAGUGAGAUCGCGACAGGCAGUAUUUUUGAAGUCUAAGCUGGCACUACAUGAUCGCAGGUCGAUACGCAGACCAUGCUUUGUUUUGGGCUACAACGUUCCAACAUGGGAAGUACGUGGGGAUAAGAUUCGUCUAGCUAUGC
Molecule: messenger RNA, 2552 nt
Organism: Ectocarpus siliculosus
Lineage: Eukaryota; Phaeophyceae; Ectocarpales; Ectocarpaceae
Source: the annotation of a GenBank genome assembly